GAAAAUUGCAGCCAGGCUUUGGUAUUCGACUUGAACGAUUUUUAUAUUUCCGACAGAGCCAAACAGUAUGAAAAAAAUUAGCAAAAAGAUAUAACAGCCCCGUUGUGUAUCGGAAUUCGUGUUUUUGUGAAAAAAAAAAAACAGUUAAUUAGUGUUCUAUGUCGAACAACACUACUCAUAUAAAUGAGGUUGAGAUUGUGGCCAAAGAAGACGUCGCUGCAUCUGAUUUAGCGCAAUUGUUCGCCACUUCGCCAUGGGAAUGGUCAGAAGAUGGGGUGUUUGCUUGGAUGUCACAUGUUGUGAAUCAAUUUGACCUGGAUGCCUCAAAUUUAAAGAAUCUUCAUAUAAACGGAAAAGAACUUCAAAUGUUCAGUCAAGAUGAGUUUGAGAAAAAGGUUCCUUAUGGAAACGUUCUGUGGGCUCACUUACAGUUCCUAAGCAGUUGUAAUGUGCAUGAGAAUGUUCAUGUUACAGAAGUUCCAAACAACGAAACAAAGUUUUCUCCCGAAAAGCAAACCGUUGGUGCUAACACAGAAGUUUCAACAACUAACAAAUAUAAGAAGGAUAGAAAUCUAAUAUCCUGCCAUCAUAGAACUUCUUCUGUGUCUGGACGUGGUACAUCUUACUACUUAUGGGAAUUCCUUCUUGCCUUGCUGCAAGAUCCCCUUACAUGUCCACAACUCAUUAAAUGGGUAAACAUUAAAGAAGCAAUAUUUAAACUGGUGGAUUCAAAACUUGUCUCUUGGUUGUGGGGGCAACAUAAAAAGAAACCAGAAAUGAAUUACGAGACUGUGGGACGAGCAUUAAGGUAUUACUAUCAAAAAGGGAUCCUUCGAAAAGUAGAUGGGUACAGGUUAAUGUACCAGUUUCGAUUUCUGCCAAAAAAUCUCACUGUUGUGCCUUCGGUGGAAAAAUGCUCUGAAGACACAGAAACCUUUAAAAAAAUUGAUGAAGAUUGGCCGUCAUCUGUUCCUGUUAGAUUAAGAUCUGUUGGGGAAGAAGUCCAGCCGUUGUCUGUUGGGUUACCAGUAUUAGCUGCUCUGUUUAAAUCAGUUACAUCUACUGAGUGCGUUCAAAGCAUUCGCACGGAGAGUAUACAAGAUAUUCAGCAAAAAGUAAUCCAUGUAUUUAGCCUCUCACCCCAUGGUGUAGUGUCUGAAGUACAAUUUGCACCCAAGCAGACAGUUCUGCUUGAAAAAGAGAAACCAGAAUUUGAACAGGUUGUGCAAAGGGACAUUACUCCGGAAAACUCUAUUUCAAAUAAAGUUAUUUUGCCUCAAACUGACCAACUACCUGCAUCAGAACCUUGUUUGUUGUCUAGUAUUUCACCAGGUAGUUAUUCACCUGCAGAAUCGGCAAAAAUUCUUUUUGCUCGUAACCAGUCCGGUUUAAUUACUUACGACCGUGCGCAAUUAAAAAACUCCCGCUGUUCAGUUUCUGUAAGUUAUAAUAGAUCUGCUUAUCAAUACAUGGUGGAUUGUAGGAGGGAAAACAACAAGGUUCAUAUCUCUUCAACAUGGGUACCGGAGAAAGUAUCUCAGGAAUUACUUGACCAUUGGAAACUCCUGCCAGUAAUUGAAGAACACAACGAGAAUACAAACUCAAAUGUUCUGUUCAAGACGAAAUACAGGAUAACGAACCAAUAUGCCUGCCAAAAGUCUAAAGUAUUUGGCAAACUUUUUACAGUUCCAACUGAUUUAUCGAUAAAAACAUCAAACAAUUCCAAAAAAUCAGCCAUACCCUUGCUAAACUUUUCCGAAGAUAUUGUGCAUUCAAAUGAAGACAGAGUCGAAUCAAUUUUAAGUUCUGAUAUAAAUUCUUCUUGUUUAGAGUCAAAAACUAGAAAUUCUGAUUUAUUUUUACAAAAGAAACGAACUAAGUACAGAGAUAUAGCAACGACAAAACCUGUUGUUAAAACUGUUGUUGAAUUAACUUUUGAUAAUGAUUUUGUUUAAUUAUUAAUAAAUUUUGUUUCAUAUCA
This is a messenger RNA of Ciona intestinalis (vase tunicate), 1981 nucleotides long. NCBI's taxonomy places the organism in Eukaryota, Metazoa, Chordata, Ascidiacea, Phlebobranchia, Cionidae. The record is from RefSeq.